CAAAUACCCACCAGUGCCCUUGCAUCAGAGCUCCUGCUGGACCAGGACAACACAGUUUGUCCAGAGCCACAACAGGCCCCAGGCUGGACCUCAGAUCCCCAUUUGGACCCGAACCCAGGAGCCUCUGACACCACUUAAUCCACAGCUCCUCAGCUUCUGCCAUGGUUGGCCCCUGUGCCCUGCUCUGGGCACUCUGGGCGCUGCGGUCUGCAGGGUCUGCGGCACUGCGCAUCGGAGCCUUCAACAUCCAGUGCUUUGGUGACAGCAAAGUGUCGGACCCAGCCUGUGGCAGGGUCAUCGCACAGAUCCUGUCUGGCUAUGAUGUCAUGCUUGUGCAGGAGGUGCGGGACCCAGACCUGAGCGCUGUCACAGCACUCCUGGAGCAGAUCAACAGUGUGUCCAAGCAUGAAUACAGCUUUGUGAGCAGUGAGCCGCUGGGUCGGGACCAGUACAAGGAGAUGUACUUGUACAUCUACAGGAAAGACGCAGUAUCGGUCAUGGAGACAUACCAGUACCCGGACCCAGAAGACGCCUUCAGCCGUGAUCCUUUUGUGGUCAAAUUCUCCGCCCCCAGCUGCGCUGCCAAAGAGCUGGUGCUAAUCCCGUUGCACGCAGCGCCUCACCAGGCCGUGAUAGAGAUCGACGCCCUUUAUGACGUCUACUUGGACUUGAUCAACAAGUGGGGCACAGACGACAUGCUGUUUCUGGGUGACUUCAAUGCGGACUGCAACUACGUGCGGGCGCAGGACUGGGCAGCCAUCCGCCUACGCAGCAGCGAGGUCUUCAAAUGGCUUAUCCCGGAUACCGCUGACACCACGGUAGGCAACUCGGACUGUGCCUAUGACCGCAUCGUGGUGUGUGGCGCUCAUCUGCGCAGGAGCUUGAAGCCCCAUUCAGCAGCUGUGCAUGAUUUUCAGGAGGAAUUUGGCCUAGACCAGGCUCAGGUCAGUUGGGGGAGGAGUCCGGUCUGGGCCACACUGGCACAGGCUGGAAGGAAAGGGGCAGGGUACUAUUUCUGCUUCCGGCUAUGCCUCCCCUUGGAAGAUGCUUACAGCCUAAGAUCUGUAGACCCUCAGCCCCUGCCAACAGGGUGUUUGCUGAGUACUCUGCUGUUUCCACACAGUCCAACUGUGGACCUGUAAACAGUACCCGGGGUGGUCAUCUAGGCCUUUCUGGCCCCCUCCCCACAGAGGCAGUGGUUUGUGGAUAGUUAUUGGACCCACUGUACUGCAGAAUUGCUGAGACUCUGCUCCCUCUCUUUUAGGCUCUUUCAGUCAGUGACCAUUUUCCUGUGGAGGUGACCCUCAAGUCACACCUAUAGUCUGGAGAUCUGGCCAGGGAAUGCCAUCUGCAGACUUUGGCCACAAAGAGUGGCACCAUAGAGGAACACGCAGAUGGCAGGCUACUCUUCACUUGAUCUUAGCCAAAAGGCUGAGAAGCGACUGGCAGGCUACUCUUCAGUGAGGAUGCAGGCAGGGUCAUCACCUGGGCAGGGACACGUCUAUGGACGCAUAAUAGGACUACCCAGAGCCUCAGUUUCCCUAUCUGUAAGACAGGCUAGCACUACCUACCUCUUAGGGUUGUUGUGAGGAGUACCUACAAAUGGUGCUCUGUGUGGCAACUGGCACAAUCUCUGCUUAAUAAACAAGAUGCUCUCAGCCAGGAUCACACAGGUUGGCUCCAAGGCUUCUGUCUUAGGACCCAGCCCUUCUGGGGUGCAAGCCUUGGGUCCCAGCCCCCUUGGAGAACACAGAGGGUCUGUCCUGCCCCCCCCCUUUUAUUCUGGUGGGAACUUGUAACCUGACCAUACUGGCCCAGAAGGCAGUUUAGAAACUCCCUGUUCUCCUUCCAAAACCCUGAUCCAUGAGUGCAGCUGGAUGAUAAUGGCACCGCACAGCAGCUUCCUGGGCCUUGAUGGAUUUCAGAACAGGCUUUGAUCCUCAUCUUGCCACCAGGGACUCCCAGGCACUCAUCUGAAUCAGAAGUCCUGCUUCAUCCAGUUCUGCAAGGGGCAGGUCCCAUCAGUCAUCUGCCCUGGGACUUUUAGAGUCCUUUAGCAUAGGAAGGCUGCUUUGGGUUUCUCCCAGGCCAGACAUGGCUCAAAGCUAAGAUCCUUCCCAGAGACUGCAUACCUUGCCUGGGGACUGGUCUGUGUAGUUUCCUCCCCAGCAGCCCUGGGUUGAGGGAGAAUCUGCUUGGGGUGAGCCCACCACCUCAGGAGCAAGAAAAAGCAGUUUCGUGGGCACAGGAACCUGAUAAGGUUUCUAGAUUUUGAAACAGCCCAUCUUUGGCAGAAUUUGGAAACUGGACUGAGUCAUAUGGAAGGGAGAGUCUUUGUUUCAAGAGUUUAGACAUAUUUGGUUCUCCCAAAAUCUUUCUAAAGUAAGACUGAGGAUUUUGGCAACAGUGCAUGUCUCAGACAUGCAAUACUUUGCGGGGACCCUCUCCAUGCGCCCCAGGAUCCUCUGAAUGGAUUCCUAUUCCCACCAUCCAAGUGGACAAACAUGGUGCCAAAGGGUUAUUCUCUUGGGUGAUGAUGGUUCUGUGGGUCUUACUUGGCCUUAAAAGCCUUGAGCAAGUAAUCAAAGGCUGGGGAUGGGACAAUCUGAAGACUUUAUUCACAAUUCUGCUGUGGGAAAGGAGACAGUGUGAUCUUAUCUGGGCCCAUAAGGACCCACCUGGCAUUAAAUUCCAAAACUCCAGUCACUGCUCUUCAAGUCCUCUUGCCUUCCCACCAGGCACAAAGGCACUUGUGGUGAUGGUAGUGGGGCCUUGGGACACUGGGUUCUAAGAUCAGGAAAACAAA
Heterocephalus glaber (naked mole-rat) is the source of this 2806-nucleotide messenger RNA. It is a transcript of the gene Dnase1l2, whose product is annotated as deoxyribonuclease 1 like 2. Gene Ontology annotation, molecular function: deoxyribonuclease I activity; DNA binding. Gene Ontology annotation, cellular component: nucleus. Gene Ontology annotation, biological process: DNA catabolic process. The record is from RefSeq and is a predicted model, not a curated record. NCBI's taxonomy places the organism in Eukaryota, Metazoa, Chordata, Mammalia, Rodentia, Bathyergidae.